GCUUGUAGAAAUCCAUUUUUGGUCAAAGUGGAGACAGGUGAAUACUAGAAGCUUACACACUUGCAAAUUCUGUUGGAAUUUAUUAAUUUAACUUGAAAAAGAACUUGCUACCUUCUAAGAAACGUUUUCGUUUGUCAUACUCACCAGACCAAUUCUAUUAACAAAAUAAAAUACGGUAUUACUAAAAAGCAGCCUCACUGGUGCGGUAUUUAUCGACCGUCUGUUUCUGAAAGACAAAACGACGUCAUUCGCUUGCAGUGAAAAUGAAGACUUCCCUUCUCCAUCUUGGAUAGCUCGUACACACAGAAAAAAUCGUCCAAAGACUAAAAAGACAGACCUUAAGACACUGUAAUCAGUAAGUACUUUUUUUUGUGAAGCUCUUUAUUCUCUUCAUUAUGGGUACGGUACUUAGCGUUUCGCCCAGAGAGCGUAGAACUGUAUCUGGAGAUUACAGAGUAAAUAAUCUAAACCAAGAGCAGUUAAACAAUGUACGGAAUAAGGAAAGGAAUUUACAGAAAGUUCUAAAUACCAAUAUCAACAACAACAACAGUAACAAUAUGAAUCAGAAUAAAAAACAUGCGAUGCUUAUUAAUGCUUUGAAUUGGAAGAACUUUAGUGUAUCUGGAAAGAAAAAGGCAGAAAAAAAUAAAAACAUAAAUUCUCGCCCGCACCUCGACGGCGUCGAAUCACUCGUGGACAAUAACAAGAACAUCGAGAAGUCUUUGACUUGUUACAGCCUCAAAACUAACGCAGUGAGUCCUGUAGAUCUCUUAGUGAGGAAGAAUAUUCAACCAGAUAUCAAACGAAUUUCAAGGAACGAUCCCCCUCCCCUUCCACCCAGGCCUACCACUGUGUUGACCACCCACAAUUUGAUCCGACCCAUGUACAAUAGUCGCAAGCAGGGGUACAUGCAUGUGACACCACCACGACCAGCGGUUGGCCUUGGAGCCCAAAGAAGAACCAUCAUCCAAGCUUCUACCUCAGAGCUGCUUCGAUGUUUCGGCGAGUUUCUAUAUCGUCGCUGUCGGAAAAUAAGAGAUUUUCAAGGUGGGGACGCUGUUCUGUGGCUUCGAACCGUCGACCGUUCUCUGCUACUAAAAGGAUGGCAAGACAUUGCUUUCAUUAACCCAGCAAAUAUUGUGUUUUUGUACAUGCUGACAAGGGAAAUGGUAACAGAAGACAUUGAAAGUCAGCGUGAACUGCAGGCCGUCGUCCUAACUUGUUUGUAUCUUUCCUACUCCUACAUGGGAAACGAGAUUUCCUACCCCUUAAAACCAUUUCUUGCCGAAGGAAACAGAAAUAAAUUUUGGGAGAGAUCAAUAUUAAUAAUUAAUCUGCUCAGUGAAAAAAUGUUGCGCCUUAACAGCGAGCCCGCUUUUUUUACCGAAGUUUUUUCCGAGCUCAAGGCUUACUGUCCCGUAUCUGGUUAACAGUAUUCCAGAUAUAGCUAGAACUAAAAAUAUAUUUUACAUCUGGCCUUUUUUUUCCAUGAUGAACACUUUGUAACCGACAGAUUUUUUCGACGUUUUUUCUUGUGAAGUUCGAAGAUGUUCUAAACAAAUACAUAAUAAUCGUGGUUUUCUGAUGCUACCGUGAUAUGGUGAAAAGAAAAGAAAUGUAACAUGUUUGGAUGGAUCUCGUAAGUUGAAAAACUUUAGAACGUGUGUGUUUUUGACGUACUACAGCUAACAGGAGUUGGACGUUUGUAAGUCUAAUGAGCAACGUCUACUCGACUUCAACUAUUUGGCAAUUCUGCGACCAAUUGUACUUAACAAUGAAUCACUGCAUUCAAUUGAAAAAACAAAUGUAAUGAUAUUAUCGUGAUAUUAUUUCACAGUAGCAUUCCAAUUUUUGUAGUAGAAUUAUCUCAGAGUGUAACCUGAUCAGGUUUAUGUACCAAAUGUUUGCACUUAUAUAUUUUGAAUCACAACAGAUCUAUAGCAUGAUAAAAAUGUUCUAUGAAUACUUAUUGUUUUCUAAAAAACGUUCAUUGUUACUUUUUUUCUCUUCUGUAGAUUACAAAGUUGUUUCUCCAUUUAUGCGGAAGAAAUGGAAUAGGUCUAAGCUAAAAUAAAUGAUGGCAAAAUUUUAAAUCGAAAAAAAAAUAAUAAUAAUACACCUAACUUGAUACUUUCAGUUUAAAAUUUAGGUACAAAACAACCCCCGAAUAUUUAAGUGAUAAAUAUCGUAGAAUUUGUUAUCAUUUGAUUUACCUCGAAAAUAUAUAUUUAAUCUCAAAAUUAUUAUUUUUUUCUCUCAAUGUUAUAUAGGCACACUGAAUAUUUUAUUUGACGUCAACCUUUUAUAUUCUCUUCUAAAUCCUUCCAGGAUUUCUUAAUCAACAGGGAGAUAUUUCAAUUUUAUGUACGUCUUUACAAUGUUAUGUUAUUUAGCAAAAUAUUUCUCAACUAUAAACAUUACUGAUAUGUGGAUAAUAAUAUUAUAGCCCCCAGUGGCACAGCGGUAUGUCUGCGGACUUACAAUGCUAGACACUGGGUUUCGAUACCCGUGGUGGGCAGAACACAGAUAGCCCAUUGUGCUUAACUUCAAACAAACAAACAAUGAUUUCUGAGAGAGCUUUAUAAUCUUUAGGGGUUCAUCAUUUUGUAUUUUAAGCUAAGAAAUAAACAUCUCUAAGAAUCUUUAGUAUGAAUUAUCGUGAAUAAAUAAGAGAAACAAAAUGUUUCUGUAAAAAAAAAAAAGUUGUCAGAUUGAAUUCAGAAUACGAGUGUAAUAAUGAUAUUAUGAAUAACGAAGUUUCCAUUUCAGUUAAUAUGAAAAUAACACAAAUGUAUUUGUCACUUUAGUGGGUGUGGUUGAAUAAAUAGGAAAGUUGAUGUUUAUUCCUUAUAUUUAGAUAAUAAAGUAACACAAAAAGUUAGAAAUAUUUGACUUAAGCCAUGAAAAAUUUCAAGUUAACGUUUACUAUUUCGAGGUUUAUAUUAAGAAUUUUUGUGUCAUCAGUCUUGUAAGUUUAAGAUGUUAGGUUUUUCAGUGUGUUCUUACAAAGUAUCAUUUCGAACAUUAAAACCAUAUUAAAUUCCAGUAGAUUAUACAUCUGGUUUGAAUUUACAAUUUUUAACAUUUCACUACUGAUUCUAGGCUUAGAAGGUUUGAUGUCAUAUAAUCAACAGAAGCUUUUAGUCACAAACUUUAAACUUCCCUCACUCCAGACAAGGUAAUAUUUAUGACGCGAACUUUAUUUAUUAGGAUAAAUGUGGCUACACAGCAUUGUUUGUUUUUUCAAAGAACAAAUUGCCCUUAAAAAAGGUGCCUCAGAGUUGUCUAUUGUUUAAAAUUUCUAUCAAAUAUCUGUUGGGGGUUGUCACCUAGUGUCUAAUUAUAAGAAUUCCCGAAUGGAAAUUUAAAGAAAAAAAAAGAGUGCAUGAUAAUAUAUCAAUCACAUUAUCUCUGCUAAAUCCAGUGCUGACGAGACCUUUUGCCCAAAUCUAGGGCUCUUCAGGCCUACUGGGAUACAAUAAACAUGGUAAUGAUUUAGGCACUGUUUAUAUUAACAAAUUUUUCGAACAAGUGUUUCAGAGUGAAGUGAAUUACGUUUAAGAAGUGUAAUUCUUAUUAAUUUUAUUUAUGUUACUAAAUCCCUGAAUUAUUGUAAGGUUAGUGGUAAAACAUUUGGGAACCCCUGAUUUAAAACAUCAUGAACAUUGGGAUUUCGUUGUUUAAUUUAAAACAGUUUCUUAUUAAUUUUAUUUAUGUUACUAAAUCCCUGAAUUAUUGUAAGGUUAGUGCUAAAAAAUUUGGAAACACCCUGAUUUAAAACAUCAUGAACAUUGGGAUUUCGUUGUUUAAUUUAAAACAGUUUCUUUAUAGAUUACAACAUUUUAUGAGCUUGUGACAAAGUUUGGGUUAAUUUUCGUAUUUCAGCAUGGUUAACUGUUCGUGACAAAACACGUAUCAAUAUGGUUACACGCUAUUUUCAGUGUUAGAUAACACCAACACUUUCACAAUUUGCCAUUUCGUUUUUCUUACGUUUUUAGGCCUUAUCCUCGGUCAUUUUCUAAUACUUUGUUAAUGUAUGUUGUUUAAUAAAUAUUCAAUGAUUUCAUAUCAUAUUUGGUAAAACAAAAAGUACAAAAACUGUAUGAAUUGCAAUAGAUUAAAAACAGCCGCAACUUGCUCACUCGAACAAAGCAUUCGUUCAUUUUUUCAAUAAAUACGGACAAGACUAUGAUUUCAGCCGUACUGUUAAGCACGCCCUUACAGAAAAUCAUUUGAAUUUUUGAAGAUAUUGUUAUUUUGCCAGUGAAAUGCAUCCUGUUAAUUACAUAAACCCUGUAUUGAGAAUGAGAUAUUUUAUGGGUUUAAGUCAAAUAACGUUUUGUAAGUUUAGACUCGGUGAUAAUCUGAUUUGUUUUAUUUACUAUGGUAUUUAACAUUGUUGGUAGUUUGUUCAGUAAGACGGACAUAUCCCACCUUAGUUAAUUAGAGUGUUUACUUGAAAAAUGUUGUUCUGAAAGUUUAUCAAAAUGGAUGUUUAGAUUAAAGGUUCAUCUUCUGUACCUAUGUUGUAUGCUCUUUGUAAAUAAAAUUUAGUAUCUAUCCA
Limulus polyphemus (Atlantic horseshoe crab) is the source of this 4564-nucleotide messenger RNA. RefSeq names its product cyclin-dependent kinase 5 activator 1-like. Gene Ontology annotation, cellular component: protein kinase 5 complex; cytoplasm. Gene Ontology annotation, biological process: activation of protein kinase activity; positive regulation of cyclin-dependent protein serine/threonine kinase activity. Bases 396 to 1430 code for a protein of 344 amino acids. Gene Ontology annotation, molecular function: cyclin-dependent protein serine/threonine kinase activator activity; protein kinase binding. The record is from RefSeq and is a predicted model, not a curated record. Lineage: Eukaryota; Metazoa; Arthropoda; Merostomata; Xiphosura; Limulidae. The transcript has a single exon.